Messenger RNA from Scatophagus argus, 754 nucleotides. RefSeq lists its product as uncharacterized. Lineage: Eukaryota; Metazoa; Chordata; Actinopteri; Scatophagidae. Gene Ontology annotation, molecular function: exopolyphosphatase activity. The record is from RefSeq and is a predicted model, not a curated record. The transcript is spliced from 5 exons. The coding region runs from base 92 to 754 and encodes 220 amino acids. Gene Ontology annotation, cellular component: cytoplasm.
CACACACACACACACAUACACCAGCAAGCCUUAUGGUCGAAACUUGGUCGAUGGAGAGAUCUGCAGCGACACCGUAGCGACGCAGGCCGACAUGGAGGAGUAUUUGCGGAAGGUCCAGAGCGGACUCGGGGAAGAUGUAUUACAAGGCCCCAUCCAUGCUGUCUUAGGUGGACCAGAGCCAGAUGUUGACACUGUGGCCGCAACACUGUGCUUAGCACUGCACCUUAGCCAGGAACCGUCAGUUGGAGUGUGUGUGCCGGUGCUGUGCGGUCGGCGACGUGACAUUGUGUUGCCCGGCGAGACGGUGACGUAUCUGCGGCGGGUGAAAAUUUGUGAGAGUUUACUGCUGUGGAGGGAUGACGUAGACCUUAUGAAGCUUCAUCACACUGGAAAACUCUCACUCACACUGCUGAGACAUGGACUGGUUGAUAGCUCUGAGUACCACACUCUGGAGUCCAGCAUCCUGCGAGUGGUCCAUCACGACGGGCAGCGGGACGCAGGGGAUGAUGGGCCAUCGUCCGCGGUGACAACAAUCACCAGGGAGAUUCUUCAAGAGGCAGCGGAGCACAUCAGAGCAACACUGGGGGAGGCUCUCGGAGAAGCUUUGCGGCUGCAAAAUGAGGUCUUCUGGAGCAAACAUGGCCGCCGGUCAGCACAACUGGAGGAGCUCAUGAAAUCCUUGGAGCAAUGGAUUGAUGUCACUGCAGGUCAACAAGAUGAGGCAAAACUACAAGGUGCAUAUCUGACCAUGUAG